Vanderwaltozyma polyspora DSM 70294 is the source of this 1047-nucleotide messenger RNA. It is a transcript of the gene PNG1, whose product is annotated as peptide-N4-(N-acetyl-beta-glucosaminyl)asparagine amidase. The record is from RefSeq and is a predicted model, not a curated record. Gene Ontology annotation, molecular function: peptide-N4-(N-acetyl-beta-glucosaminyl)asparagine amidase activity. The transcript has a single exon. NCBI's taxonomy places the organism in Eukaryota, Fungi, Ascomycota, Saccharomycetes, Saccharomycetales, Saccharomycetaceae. Gene Ontology annotation, cellular component: nucleus; cytosol. Bases 1 to 1047 code for a protein of 348 amino acids. Gene Ontology annotation, biological process: protein quality control for misfolded or incompletely synthesized proteins; protein deglycosylation; glycoprotein catabolic process.
AUGAUGGUUACGAGUGAUAUUGAUUUUGAGAAUCUUGCUAAUAUGUUUUUGUCUCGAUAUAAGGAUUGGGUUGUUGAUCAGGUUAAGGAUUCUAGUGAUACUGCCAGAUUUCAAAGGUUAUUACGAGAUAAUAAUUUUGCUAAAGAGCUAUGUGGAUUAAGCAAUCGAUUGUGUUAUGUGUAUGAGAAUCCUGAAUGGCAUUCUUCCGUUUUGGAGACUUUGGAUUUGGACGUUAUUUAUGGGAAUGUCGAUUCUCAAGUUAAGUCCGAUUCUGAUAAAGAGUAUACUGAUAUUUUGGUUAAAGAGUUAUUAAGAUACUUCAAACAAGACUUCUUCAAAUGGGUUAAUCAACCAGAUUGCCAACGAUGUGGAUCUGAUGUUGUACAAAGUCAAUCUGCAAUAGGGAUUCAAGGUCCUACUCCAGAGGAGAGGCGUUUUGAAUGUGGAAGUGUAGAGGUUUAUAAGUGUAACAAUUGUGGAAAUAUUACUAGAUUCCCAAGAUACAAUAAUCCUAUCAAGUUGUUAGAGACAAGACAAGGAAGAUGCGGUGAAUUUGCAAAUUUGUUUACAUUGAUUUUGAAAUCUUUUGGCUUAGAGACAAGAUACAUUUGGAAUAAAGAAGACCAUGUGUGGUGUGAAUAUUACUCAACUAACCUUAACAGAUGGGUCCACGUUGACCCCAGCGAACAAUCGUUCGACCAACCUUAUAUAUACUCCAUUAACUGGAACAAGAAAAUGAGCUAUUGUGUGGCAUUUAAUAAUGAAGGUGUCACUGAUGUCAGCAAAAGAUACAUUUUGCAAAAUGAAUUACCAAGAGAUAAAGUUAGUGAAACUGAAUUAUAUUUCUUAUGUCAAUCAUUAACAAAGAAGCAACGAGCUGAUCUAUCGCCAAAUCAAAUAUAUGAUCUUGAAAUGAGAGAUGAAAGAGAACGAAUUUCCUGGAUUGAAAACGUUAAAAAGGAAGAAGAACCUUCUGAAACUGAAAAGCAAGGUAGGGUCAGUGGCUCUGCCGAGUGGAAAGCACAAAGAGGUGAAAAUGGAAAAUGA